UUCCAAGUUUAGAAGAGAUGAAGGCUGUGAUAUCAAUCCAUGCUGGAUGAACUGCACAACCCAGUUGGACCUGUAUGCUGGAGUACCAGACCAAACAGCUGGUCCAUACCUGUGUUCAUAUGUGAGGUGAUAUGGCGAGAAGGAGUGAUGCCUUUGGGAAAUGCUUCAACGUGUCAGUUGUGGGACUCUCAGGGACCGAGCGCGAUAAAGGGAGUUUAGGAAGCGGGAAGUCUUGCCUCUGUAACCGCUUUGUACGCCCUCAUGCUGAUGAUUAUUACACGGAUCAUAUAUCUGUUUUGAGUCAGACUGACUUUUCUGGCCGAGUUGUGAACAAUGAUCAUUUCCUCUAUUGGGGUGAAGUUACCAAGACUGCUGAAGAUGGCUCUGAAUUUAAUUUCCAAGUUGUUGAACAGACAGAAUUCAUUGAUGAUGCCUCCUUUCAGACAUUCAAAGGAGGAAAGACAGACCCAUACUUCAAGCGCUGUUGUGCUACAAAGUUGUCAUCUGCAGAGAAACUCAUGUAUAUUUGCAAGAAUCAGCUUGGUAUCGAGAAGGAGUAUGAAGAAAAGCUGCUUCCAGAUGGAAAGAUAACAAUUGAUGGGUUCCUCUGUGUGUUUGACGUGAGUGUAGUGCAAAAUCGAAGCUUGGAUCGGCAAUCCGAAUACACGGUGGCCAUUCUGAAUAGCAUCAUGCGCACAAAGAAGCCUGUUGUGCUUGUGACAAGUAAAAAUGAUGAGGCCAAUGAGCUCUACAUCAGGGAGGCAGAACGCCUUGUAGCUCGCAAGGAAUUCAAAGGUUCCAUUCCUCUUGUGGAGACAUCAGCUCAUGAAAAUGUGAAUGUGGAUCUGGCAUUUGUCAUCCUUGCUCAACUGGUUGAUAAGUCUCGAACUCGACUGCGGAUAAUCCCUUAUGUGGAAGCGGCACGGCAUCGUAAGGAAAUUCUUGAUGCUUGCACUGAAAACUUUCAGCGCCUUGUCCGCUCUCAGGUGACAGACUUCCGCACCUCCUGGGCCCUAGCAACAAAGAAGAUAUUUGCUCAACACCGAGAUUUCCUGAACUAUUGCGAUUUAAUGGGCAGGGAUAGUGCUCAGAGACUAUUCAAACGACAUGUUAAGAAGCUGAAGGAUGAUUUCAUUCAGAGGAAGCUCCAGGGUUACUUGGAGAUGUUACCUGAUGUCCUUAUGGAAUUUUUCCCUGAUCUCAGCUCUUUGGAACAAAGUGACUGGAAUGGAAUACGGGAACAGAUCAUGAAUCACCCAGACUUCCAUCUCCAUUUUGUUGAUGCACCUCUGGAUGAAAUGGAUCUAUUGGAGACAACUGAUUCUCGGAUCCCUGUUGAUCUGUUGGAGUCCAUUGAUGCAGAAACCUGCUUCCGAAACCAUAUCAAUGCACUGUUGGCAGAGAGGAAGCGAGUGCAAUUGAGGGAGGACUUCAAGAAGCUGUUGGAAGAUUCUGGGUAUGUGACACCUGGAAAAGGCUUGUCAGAGGUCCAAGUGCUUUUCAUGGGUCGAGAAUGCUUUGAAGCCCUCCCAACCAGGGAUGUUCAAGAAGUGUAUGAUCUUCAUCAGCGGGAAAUCAUUGAUAGGGCCAGGCAAAACUUCCAGGAACUUCUUCUGGAGUAUGCUGAACUGUUUUCCCAAUAUCGCAACAGUCCCUCCUCAAGUUCAGGAUCCAUGACACAGGAUGAUGUUCGACAUAUUCAGGAGGCUCUCCAAGAAGAUUCCAGGUAUAAAGCAUUGGACCGCUUGGAGCAAGACAGGAAACUGAUGUUGCUGCAGCACCUAGGCUUUGUGUAUUGUCCUCUUCGAGAGCACUGUCCCUCCUAUCCGAAUUGCAUUGAUGCAGUCAUUGAACGCAUACUUGCUACCAAAGUGCAGAGGAGUAGUGGAAGUUGGACAAGUGGUAUGGGAGCACCACCUGGUCCUGGUUGUUUCAAUGGAGGAAUAUCUAACCAUGUCAACCUGGUUCUUCUUGGUGCCACUGGGCUUGCACAGGAACUGGCUGCUGAGAUUCGGGCUCAAUGUGAUGAUGAUGAACUUGAGGUUGAUGGGCAGCUUUAUUCCCUGGAUACUCAUGUCAUUGAGGGAGAUGUAAAUCUGCCACAGAAUGUUUUACAUAGCACAGACUUCACUCCACAAGGGAUAUUGUGUGUGUACUCAAGCAGCCAAACUUUAGAGUACCUGAAUGAAAGUUUGGAGAAGACUUUGCUUUCCAAUUUGGAACAAGGAGAUCGUCUCCCUUUUCAAGGGAUACCAAUUCUGAUCUUAUUUGGAGGCGACCCUGCUCUUGGGGAAGCUGCCCUAUUCUCCCUGCAGGAAGCUGGCCAAAGCCUUGCACAAAGCCAACGAUGUGAGUUUGUGAGUGUGAAUGAAGCAAUUGGAGUUGUGGGAAGAAGGGUGCAUCCUCUUCUAGUCCAAGCUGCACUUCAGAAGAUUGUCCCAAUCAUCAAGGAUCGUGGCCUUCUUCCCCUUCUACCAUCUCCUUCCCUUAAUCUCUCUCAUAACAUCCUUGCUGGCCUUCAAGACCCAGUUGAACCUGAUUUCCGUGCAUUCCGAGAUGAUCUCAUCCAUGGCUUCAUUCUAGUCUAUUCGACCAAGCGCAAAGCUUCGCUUGCCAAUCUCACUGCAUUCUCCAAUCACAUUCCACAUCUCCCUAUUCAAAUCCUGGCUGUGACUGAGGGUGGAGGUGCCAAUGCCUUUUUCAGCUCAGAUCUGAGUCAUCAACUCAUUACCGAGGGCAAUAACAUUGCUGACAAGCUACAGGCUCACUUCACCACUUCAGCUGCCACUACUCAACAGAAAACUGCCUUCUACUCCUCCUUUUUCCGGGAGGUGUGGGAAAAGAAGCCAGAGAUAGAGCAGGCCCUGGAAUUAGAGGAGAGGAGUCUAGAAGGUGAUAGUGGAGAAGGAACACUGGAGAGACCUCGUGCACUCGGUCUCCCUCGACCUCCUAAUGCUCGGCGCAACCCUUAUCGAACUCGAAGUGCUUCUGCUGAUGGGAGUGGAGGUUCAGAGUCUUUGUAUGAACGCCUUCCUGCUGAUGGAUCCCCUGGAGAUGACCUGGAAGAACCACUUUCCCCAACUGGAGAUGAGGGAGUAAGAUCCUCAGAUGACAGUGAGGCCUAUUCUCCCCUCCUCACAAGAGACCGUCGCCUCCCAAAUGACCAUGAGGAAGCUCUAGUUAAGCCUUCUCAACUGAAGAAGAAAAUUCUUAAAGAGGGCUACAGGGAAGGCUACCCAAGCCCUGGCUCACGGUCCAUCACAAGGCAAAAACUCCCCCCUCCUCCCACUGCUCCUCCUCCUCCCCCUCCCUCAACAGGAGACACUGAACUCCAUUACCAUGUAUCCACCAUCAUCCAACAAGGUCCAAUGAAUUCACCUCCUCCCCCUUAUCAUGCCUUCUCAUCCCCAUACAAUGCCGGUGCCACUGCUCGUCAUGUUUCACGCUACAACUUUACCAAUGCCCUUGUUCUGUGGUACAUCAGAGAGUCAAGAAUGCCCUUUGAAGGCCUGCUUAGCUGCAUGAGAAUCACAGAGAGUCUGAGUGAUGAUGGAGAAAUCCUCAUUGCAGGGGGAAGCAAGGCCACAAUGCAUCAACACUCAUCCCCUCCUGAACCUGCUCCCCCAGAUUUUCUGCAUUUGCGGAGACUGCGCAAAGCCACCACUCUUCCAUCCGACAGCGCUUGGGUGGAUGACAGCAAUUUUUGGAGACGAGCUGAGGAGCUGCCAUCUGGUGGGCGAUCCAUGACACUUGGAAGAAACAAAUCCAGGCCUUCACCUACAUCGAAUCAAUCCAAAGGAAAAUCCCCUCACACAUUGAAGCAACCUGGGAAAUUGAACCUGGAUCAUUUUUCUAACAUCACCGAUGCAAUAGCACGAUUGAACCUGGAGAAUCAUGGAAAGCCGCCUCCUCCUGACAUCCCCAAGGCAAAGGAGAGUGGAUAUGGUCAGUUUGAUGGGGCCUUCUCUUACCUGCAUGGAGAUGGAAAGCCACGUCUCCCUGCUCGCAGAGUACAGCGCAAAGAAAAAAGCCGACCUUCAUAUUCGGAAUCUGAGAGCGACGCCACCUCUCCCGAUUGUCUUGUGAGGCCUCCCUUGACCAUACCCCAAGGGCCAUUAGUUCCCAAUCCUGCCCCAGGGAGGAAGCCUCGCUCCAAGAAGAAGCGAGCUGCCAUUCCUGUUGCCAUGCCAACUGUCCCCUCAGUGGGGAAUCCUCCCAGUGGGUACAAGGCUUCUGAUGCCUCUGAUAUAGCUCGAAGCCAAAGCGCAUCAGAGGACAGUGAUGUCACUGACCACCAACAGCAAAGGCCUCGAAGGAGGAGAUCACUACGUGCUAAGAAAAAGUCCUCCACAACAUCUUCAUCAUCAGCCACAGGAACUUUUGUUCCUGUCCCCUCUCCUGUCCAACCCACCAAAGGGAAUUCUUCUGCAUCUGAAUUAUAUUCUCCAUCCUCUAAAGGGAAAGGAGAUGAGGUUUUCCGUGAUGAAGAGGGAGUGCCCUCCCCACAAGAUUCAGCUUCUCCUCUCCUGGGUCCGUUGCCUAAGUCCAAGUCAGUGAGUGAUGCCACAGCAGAGCAGAUGCGCCGCAAGGAGAAGGAGCGAAAGAAGGAGGAAGAGAAGCGGGCAAAGAAAGAGAAGGAAAAGGAGAGAUUGGCUAAGAAGCAGAGUAAGAAGGGCAAGUCUGCUGCUAUCCCAUCAUUCACUGUGGAGGAUUUUGUCCAGUCAGACACAAAUCCCAUCCCGCUCUUCGUGGAGAAGUGUGUGCAAUUCAUUGAAGACGAUGGCCUGGAUUCUGAGGGCGUCUAUCGCGUCCCAGGGAACCGGGCUCAGGUUGACCUCCUCCUUCAGAAGUUUGAUGAAGAUCCUAAUUUAUCCAUUGUGGAGUUGGACAUUCCUAUGAAUGCUGUUGCCACUGCUCUUAAGGAGUUCUUUGCCAAGCGCCUCCCACCAUUGCUUCCACCAGAAACCAUGGAAGAACUGGCCCGUCUUGGAGGUAAGAUUUCUUCUUCCUACAGUUGAAAAACCCUUCAUCCAUUUUUGUUACCUUUCUUUGUUUCCUUAUUAUUAGAAAUGCCCGACAAGAGUCUUCGCCUGCUUCACCUGAGAGACCUGCUCAAGAGACUCCCUCAAACAAAUUUUCACAUCCUCAAGUACAUGUUCCAGCAUUUUGUGAAGUGA
Molecule: messenger RNA, 5177 nt
Organism: Darwinula stevensoni
Lineage: Eukaryota; Metazoa; Arthropoda; Ostracoda; Podocopida; Darwinulidae
Source: the annotation of a GenBank genome assembly